AUGCAACCACUUUCAAGGGCGCGUCGCAUGAGUUGCAUCUUUUUGGAGGAUUUCGUUCCUGAACGGGAUCAAGCAGAGGUACGUGUAAAAAGGUUCGAGAGGCUAUGCCUUGAUCUAGAAAGUGUUCAGCAAGGUUUAGAAGAUAAUACUGCCAAUGAAGAAGAAAAAGCGCAAAAUGCUGCUCUAAGGGAGAAUUUCGAGGAUAGGCUGAUCUACGUACAAUCGCAGUUGCAGAUUAAGUUACCAUCAGAAGAAAUUCCGAUCCCACAAACGAACACCGGAUUGAAUCCGUUAAAGGGCAUCAAACUACCCACUAUUGCACUGCCCGAAUUCACGGGAGAUUAUAUGCAAUGGUUGACAUUCCGCGAUACCUUUGAGUGCCUGAUACACGCAAACAUAGAUUUGCCGGCAAUACAAAAGUUCCAUUAUUUGCGCGCCGCGGUUAAAAGUGAAGCGGCUCAAGUGAUAGAAUCUAUCACCAUAAGUGCAGCUAAUUAUGAGUUAGCAUGGAACACGCUAACCGAGCGAUACUCAAACGAGUAUUUGCUGCGAAAACGCCAUUUGCAAGCAAUGUUUGCCAUUCCUGCUGCCCAGAAGGAAAGCGUUUCAACACUGCACCAUCUUGUGGAUGAAUUUGAGCGGCAUAAAAAGAUUCUACAGCACUUGGGAGAAGAAACGGGCACUUGGGGUAGCAUUCUUGAGCAUCUGUUAUGCCCCAAACUCCCAAUAAUCACCUUACGCGAUUGGGAAGAGCACGCAUCAAAUAACGCCGAUCCGAGUUACGAUAGUUUAAUUUCGUUCCUUCACCGUCGUAUGCGUGUAUUGGAGACGUUGUUAGUAAACAACCGUCCUACGUCACAGGUUCAUGACCUGAGUCACUCACGGAGAAUGACCUUUUCACGCCAAGUCAGUUUUGCUUCGACAUCAAAUGAAACGCCAAAUUGUACGUUAUGCAAGUCCGCGCACUAUUCUUUAAAUGCCCGCAAUUCGAACCACACGAAAUUGCAAUACGUACACAACACCACUAUCACUACUGCACUUCCGCACCACACACCCGACACCACUAGAGAUCACACAGCCACCAACAACGCACAACGCACUUUUGCAGCAGCUUUGUAG
This is a messenger RNA of Anopheles maculipalpis, 1119 nucleotides long. RefSeq lists its product as uncharacterized. Lineage: Eukaryota; Metazoa; Arthropoda; Insecta; Diptera; Culicidae. The record is from RefSeq and is a predicted model, not a curated record. The transcript is spliced from 2 exons. The coding region runs from base 1 to 1119 and encodes 372 amino acids.